This is a messenger RNA of Batrachochytrium dendrobatidis JAM81, 675 nucleotides long. RefSeq lists its product as uncharacterized. The transcript has 3 exons. Gene Ontology annotation, molecular function: RNA binding; 5'-(N(7)-methylguanosine 5'-triphospho)-[mRNA] hydrolase activity; manganese ion binding. The record is from RefSeq and is a predicted model, not a curated record. The annotation marks the transcript as partial. NCBI's taxonomy places the organism in Eukaryota, Fungi, Chytridiomycota, Chytridiomycetes, Rhizophydiales. Gene Ontology annotation, biological process: nuclear-transcribed mRNA catabolic process, nonsense-mediated decay; deadenylation-dependent decapping of nuclear-transcribed mRNA. Gene Ontology annotation, cellular component: cytoplasm; P-body.
AUGCACAGUCGCUUUAUUGUCAAUGUUCCUGAUGAAGAGCUCGAAUCAAUUCAACGAGUCUGUUUCCAGAUCGAACAAGCUCACUGGUUCUAUGAGGAUUUUGUAAGAGAAGAGAAUCCUCGCCUGCCAUCACUAUCACUCAAGCACUUUUCGCUGAUGCUGUUUCGCCACUGUCCACUACUCCAUCACUGGGCAGAUGACCAUGAGCAUGCAUUUGCUCGCUUCAUGGAAUACAAGACUCGUGUUCCUGUUUGUGGUGCCAUUAUUCUCAACCACAAUCUAACAAAGAUCCUGCUGGUCAGAGGCUGGAAAUCGUCGGCUUCGUGGGGGUUUCCAAAAGGAAAAAUCAACAAGGACGAACCAGAGAUUGCUUGUGCUGUUCGUGAAGUCUACGAGGAAAUUGGGUUUGAUACUAGCCCUUAUAUCCGCCAAAAUGAAUAUGUGGAACGAACAAUGAGCGAACAACAUAUCCGUCUUUAUAUUAUUGCUGGAAUUCCUGAAUCAACGGAAUUCUCUACAAAGACUCGCAAAGAAAUUGGGGUAAUAUUGCUGACUAUCUUUGGUCUCCAGCAUUUUUCAGCUGCUUCUUCUACAAACAUCGAUGGCAGUCCAAAAAAGCUAAAAUUCUACCUAGUGACUUCCUUUGUGAGUGCUCUUCGUCGUUGGGUUUGUCGC